UCCGAUAAAUUUGCAAAGAUUUUAUGAUAACUUAAAGCGAAUCUGUAAAUUCGCCUGAUAAUGAACUUUUUGAAGAAUUGUGGGAUUUUUGCUAAACGUUUUUAAUGCUGAGUAUAGAUAGUUUUGAUAGGUGGAAUAAACUUAACAGAAAAGUAAAUUCGUGUGCAUUAUACUCGUAUGAAGUUAUUAGAUCGACAACACAUUAAAAAUGAGCACUGAGCGUGGAAAUGCAUCACGAACAAGAUCUCAAAAGCAUAAAAACCGCACCGCUUUCAAAAAUGAUCUGCACGACAAAACGCAUCAACAAAAGAAGCUAAAUUCUUUACACGUAUCUGAGGUUUGUCAACAUUGCAAGGAUGUCAUAGAAUGGAAAAUUAAGUAUAAAAAAUAUAAGCCACUGACUCAACCAAAAAGCUGCACUCGUUGUCAACAGAGGAAUAUAACAAAAGCAUACCAUGUGCUCUGUCGUCAAUGCGCGCUGGAAGCACGUGUAUGUGCCAAGUGUCUCAAAAAUGCGGAGCAGAUUGAAAUUGAACCACCACAGCCUACAAUAGAAGAGCAGAGUAAGCUACAGGUUGAAAUGGAUCGGCUUAUAAAAUCGUUGCCUGAACGUAAACGUAGAGCUUUUCUUCGUUAUAUGAAUAAAGGCAGAAGACAAGAAGCUUUAGAGCAGAGUUCGCGCGAUGAGAAAUUCGACGAAGUUGAUGGACAGAAGAAGGAGUUAGUAAGCCAAAAACAUUUGCCCCACACUCGAGAAGAUCUGCUACAAAAGAUUGAGCUGCUAAAGCUAAAUAAUGAUAGUUCCGGAUCGGAAUUUGAUUCCGAAAUCGAUGAAGUGUAAUUUUUAGUACAUUUAUUAGAUUAAAUAGCAAAUAAGUGAUUUCGCAUAAAGGAUAAUUUAUCUGUUUAGUGGUCUGGCCACCACAAUUAAUUCUUUUAAGUCGUUCAAAAAUUAUUAACAAAAUACAAUUCCGUAAAAAUGUUAUUUUGUGUCCCUAAGAGCCUUCGCACACUAGUCGUAUCGUCAUCGUCACUACAUAAAAAAUAAUGCUUGUCCGCACACAAUGUAGCUUGCUGUCGUCAAAGUGCGAGUUGUCAAUAUGUCGAGCGAUGAAAUUGAACUUAUUUAAUGGUAAUUAUAUUCCCCAUCGGAGGAUAAAUUAAAGAAAAAGGAGGCACUGAGUACAUCCGUAAAUUAGAAAUAUCUCAAACAGCAGAUUAUUCAUUGGCACAACGAAGUUGCAAGAGGAUGAUUGCAAGUUUCAGACUUGACGAUGACGCUACGACCCGUGUACGAAGGCUCUAAUUGCUCAUUCAGUAACGCUUUGAGUUGCCGUAUUAAUGUAAACGCAAUGACUAUGGUCCAUUACGACGUAUAGCCAACUUCAUAUACAAAUAUUUUGAAAGCGUAGUGACAAGCAAUUCAGCUGAUUUAAAGGUUUUACGUUUUUCUAUUUUUUUGCGUGGCUAGCAUUUCCUACUUCACUGGCAGUACUUCGUUUGCGAGUUGUCCCCAGCAAAAUUAGAAAUAGGUUUAAUUGGGCGACAACGACAAUUUGCAGUUUGCAGCCUCAAGUCGUACUGGUUUUAAAAUGAUUGCGUUCAUAAGAACGUGUGUAUUUUAAUAUUUGACAAAUGCUGCCUGUCGUCCGCCGUCGUCAAAGUGUUUAUACUACUACUUAACUUGAAAACGAAUUCCAUUGUUGUAUUCUUAAAAUUUUCAACAAGACAUUUUGUUAAAACAUUAUAUAAUAUAAAAUGUAUGAAAUAUAAA
Anastrepha obliqua is the source of this 1774-nucleotide messenger RNA. RefSeq lists its product as uncharacterized. The record is from RefSeq and is a predicted model, not a curated record. The transcript has a single exon. Lineage: Eukaryota; Metazoa; Arthropoda; Insecta; Diptera; Tephritidae. Bases 209 to 841 code for a protein of 210 amino acids.